GCAUCUGCACGAUGCUGGAAACCAAGUUUGAUUCCGCUACGAGAUGAAUCCUGCCAACGAAACCAGAGCCGAGAGAAGCAGCGCGGACAAUUUCCUUUUCGCAACUGGCACGUACAAACUUCUCGCCUUCACCAUCGGCACCAUCGGAGUGUUCGGCUUCUGCAACAACGUCGUUGUGAUUUUGCUCUACAGUAAAUUCAAGAGACUCCGGACUCCCACUAAUCUGUUGCUGGUCAACAUCAGUCUGAGCGACCUGCUGGUCUCAGUCAUCGGGAUAAACUUUACCUUCGCGUCGUGCGUCAAAGGCGGCUGGAUAUGGAGCCAGGCAACGUGCGUCUGGGACGGAUUCAGCAACAGCCUCUUCGGCAUCGUCUCCAUCAUGACUCUGGCCGCCCUGGCGUAUGAGCGCUACAUCCGGGUGGUCCACGCCCAGGUAGUGGACUUCCCCUGGGCGUGGCGGGCCAUCGCCCACAUCUGGCUGUACUCGCUGGCCUGGACGGGCGCUCCUCUGCUGGGCUGGAACCGCUACACGCUGGAGAUCCACCAGCUGGGCUGCUCUCUGGACUGGGCGUCCAAGGACCCCAACGACGCCUCCUUCAUCCUCCUCUUCCUGCUGGCGUGCUUCUUUGUGCCCGUGGGCAUCAUGAUCUAUUGCUACGGCAAUAUUCUCUACACAGUGCAGAUGCUGCGCUCCAUCCAAGACCUGCAGACGGUUCAGAUCAUCAAGAUUCUGCGUUACGAGAAAAAGGUGGCCGUCAUGUUCCUCCUGAUGAUUUCCUGCUUCCUGGUGUGUUGGACGCCGUACGCCGUCGUCUCCAUGAUGGAGGCCUUCGGCAGAAAGAGCAUGGUUUCUCCCACUGUGGCCAUCAUCCCUUCGUUCUUCGCCAAGUCCAGCACGGCGUACAACCCCCUCAUCUACGUCUUCAUGAGCAGAAAGUUCCGCCGCUGUCUGCUGCAGCUGCUCUGCUCCAGGCUGUCUUGGCUGGAGCGCAGCCUCAAAGAACGCCCCCUGACCCCGGUGGAGCGCCCCAUCCGUCCCAUCGUGGUGUCCGGCGCGUCGUGCGGCAGCCGGAACCGGCCCAAGAAGAGGGUGACCUUCAGCUCCUCCUCCAUCGUCUUCAUCAUCACCAGCGACGACCUGGAGCAGCUGGACGUGACCUCCAGGGCGAGGGCGUCCACGCGCUUCAACGUCAUUCAAGUGAGGCCGCAGUGAUCCUCACCCCUCCCACCACUCCGUAUGCCUUAGGAACCUCAACAUGCAAUUUCCAAGCCAAAACAGUCCCGUCUGACCUUCCUCGGACGUUUCAAACACAGUUCCAGAUUUGUUAUAACUUUGUGUAAAUAUCCAGCCGCGGGCCCUGGAUCUCAGCUGAGCCUGUUCCAGUAGUCAUGACAGUUCGACAUCCUCAUCCAACAUUCUACUGUGGUGGUUUCAGUACUUUACAGACUUAUUUAACAACUAGUAGAGCUCCUCACACUUCUUUGUCGGAUAUGCCAUACAAUAUAUGUGACAAGUGUAGGACUGUGUUGAGUAUUUAGGGGUCAUUUAUUGACUUGAGUUUGGAUUUACAUGAGUUUCUUUGUUUUGGUUGGUACCCAACUGCAAGUGUGUAAAAUGGAAAACAAGCCUUAGCUUCUUUAGCCAUGAACCAUGAUGCACAAACUGGCAUUAUUGUGUACGUAUUCAAUAAAGAGAUCCUAUUUUAAGCUA
Salarias fasciatus (jewelled blenny) is the source of this 1711-nucleotide messenger RNA. RefSeq names its product opsin 3 (gene opn3). The transcript is spliced from 4 exons. The record is from RefSeq and is a predicted model, not a curated record. Gene Ontology annotation, cellular component: membrane. Gene Ontology annotation, molecular function: G protein-coupled receptor activity. NCBI's taxonomy places the organism in Eukaryota, Metazoa, Chordata, Actinopteri, Blenniiformes, Blenniidae. The coding region runs from base 44 to 1213 and encodes 389 amino acids. Gene Ontology annotation, biological process: G protein-coupled receptor signaling pathway; visual perception.